Benincasa hispida (wax gourd) is the source of this 721-nucleotide messenger RNA. Its product is annotated as protein RALF-like 33. Lineage: Eukaryota; Viridiplantae; Streptophyta; Magnoliopsida; Cucurbitales; Cucurbitaceae. Gene Ontology annotation, biological process: calcium-mediated signaling. The record is from RefSeq and is a predicted model, not a curated record. Gene Ontology annotation, cellular component: plasmodesma.
ACUCUCAUCUCCGUUCCUCUCGAAACCAACGGGACUUUUGUAGUGAUCCUCCAAAAUGGGAAUCUCACGCGUUUCUUCUCUCCUCGCCGCCGUCGCCAUUCUCGCCGCUCAUUUUCUGAUCUCAUCAGCGACGGCCGUUGAUUUCUCCGGCGACCAUAAGCUUCUCUUCGUUCCUACCAAAUCCGAGUGCCGAGGCUCAAUCGCCGAGUGUUUUCUCGCCGGAAACGACGACGAUUCCGCCUUCGGAAUGGAGUUCGUGAUGGAUUCUGAGAUCAAUCGCCGAAUUCUAGCAACUACUCGUUACAUAAGCUACGGCGCUCUGAGGAGGAACAACGUUCCCUGCUCUCGUCGUGGCGCUUCUUACUACAACUGCAGACCAGGUGCUCAGGCGAAUCCUUACACCCGUGGUUGCAACGCCAUUACUCGCUGCCGGAGUUAAUCUCUGAUCACUUGAUUCUUUUUUUGGAUUUAGAUUCAUCUGUCGCACUCUAUCGGUUAGUUCUUCGCGUGUUUAUACUGAAUAUACAUGUCGAUCGAGUAAUAAAAUUCAUAUAUACUGGUGAUUGAAAAUGUAAUUUACAUCUCUGUUUUCUCUGAGUCUUCUACAUGAUUUUUUUUUUUUCAUUUUUCGUGGCCGAUUCUUCUGGUUAUUUCCAGAAACAUUUGUUCAUGUUUGCAAUUGGUAAUACAGUGGUAGGAAGGAACACAAUAUUUGUGUAAA